AUGAGCUCGAUAUGUACGAGUUACAGUAGCGGAGAAAGGGGUUUUGUGAAGAGCUUCUCCUGUCCCACAGCGGACAGUAACGCUCGAGCUGUUUUCUGCUGUGGAUUUAAUGAUAUGAAAUACUGCUGUGAUGAUCCCAACAGCUUUUUCCCUUAUGAAUAUGGAUAUAUGUGGUGGCUCAGUUUUGGAGCUCUGCUUGGUCUCUCCAUAGCAGCUGUGGUCCUGUUGGUCUUCGUCAUCACCGUGUGUGUCCUCUGCUACCUCUUCAUUGUCACCAAACCCAGUCGCAGGGACAACGGCCUCAACCUUAGCGUGCCAGGUCAAAACAUCCAUAUCUACAGAAGCACUGAACAGGCCAUCAUGCGAAACAUACACCACAGAGUUAAUAUGGUUCUGAUCGCAUAUUUGGUUAUGGCAAUGUCUGCACAUGCAUAUCCGACUCCUCAAGAAAACCAAUCAACUGCUUCAUCAGAACUUCCAAUGAAUAGUACUUCAGAUGGACAAAAUGACUCACCGGGAACAGCUGAAGCCCACUCCGCCUGGCCCAUUGUGCUCGGUGUGUUUACAGCGGUGCUUUCCAUCGGCCUCCUGAUAGCACUGGCCGUGAGGUACCGCUUCUUCCGAUGGUGCCUGACCAGAAACAGUCCCGCUUUAUUACUGGAGGGAGAAACGGCCAGUCAGUUCAGCCAAGCUGGAGAUCUGGAGAGAGAGAUCCCAGUGCAUGGCAUGAGGGGCAGAAUGAUCCGGAGGGGAGAAAGUUCAGAUGAUGAUGAUGAUGAUGAUGGCUUCAUCGAGGAUAACUACAUCCAGGCAAACGAGAGAGAGAAAGCAGAGGAAGAGGAAAUCCAGCAGGAAGAUACUGAAGACAGUGAUGAUGAACUGGUCAUUCCAGACACUAUAUACGUGAACUGA
Sinocyclocheilus rhinocerous is the source of this 912-nucleotide messenger RNA. RefSeq lists its product as uncharacterized. The transcript is spliced from 4 exons. Bases 1 to 912 code for a protein of 303 amino acids. The record is from RefSeq and is a predicted model, not a curated record. NCBI's taxonomy places the organism in Eukaryota, Metazoa, Chordata, Actinopteri, Cypriniformes, Cyprinidae.